AUGUUUCAGCUACUUUGCGGGGGUUUAAUUGAACAAGUAGUGCAAUCAAAUAUUAAUAACACAAGCGAUAAUCGAUCUCAAAGAAAUAGUUCAAAUCCAUCACAAGCAAGUGCAAAAGGAAGACCUGCUAAAAGAUUGAAGUCAUGUGUUGAAAAUAACUCAAAGAAAUCUAAUAGUAAACAAAUAAUUACCAAUGUUCGUUCUGGAGAUGCUUAUACAUGUCGAAAUUGUUCUACGAAUGGACAUAAUGCAAGAAGUU
This is a messenger RNA of Funneliformis mosseae, 259 nucleotides long. NCBI's taxonomy places the organism in Eukaryota, Fungi, Glomeromycota, Glomeromycetes, Glomerales, Glomeraceae. The record is from the annotation of a GenBank genome assembly.